Messenger RNA from Paraglomus occultum, 657 nucleotides. The record is from the annotation of a GenBank genome assembly. Lineage: Eukaryota; Fungi; Glomeromycota; Glomeromycetes; Paraglomerales; Paraglomeraceae.
CUCAUAGCUCUUUCCCGCCGCACUGCUCUAAAACUUCCUAUCACCGUCAAGAACACAAAGACGGCAGUGGGCUAUCUAGUUCGGAACAGUGUCUUAAGCUGCUUUUGUGAGGUAGCAGGAUUCGGAGUACUCUGCAGAACGAAAAACGCAUUGAAAGGCAAAGAUCUUGCAGACUUGGUGGAAGCUUAUGCAGCAGGACUGUAUUUAGAAGGUGGUGUCAAUAAAGCUAGAAUUCUUGUAGAUGCGUUAAUGGUCGAGCUAUUGGAUCAAUUGUUAUGUGUGGCUGCAGGUGGUCUUAAGGAGAUGAGAAUGUGUUGCGUGAAAUAUUUCUGCACUUUGUUACCAAAUUCUGUCGUAUUUCGGUUGUUUGGAGGUGCGAAGCAAAGUGCUGUUGAUCGUAGAGAACAGUUGUAUGGCAAACUACAGCAAAGCAUGUUUCAUACAAGCGAUGCAGGUUCAGAGUUGAAAACGUUUGCAGACCAAAACAAUGUGGAACUUCGUGUAUGGAUUGGGCAAGUAGGAUGGAGGUUGAGCCAUGCGACGAUAUCGUUGAACGGGGUGAUUUACGGAACAGCCGCAGAUUUAAAUUUAGAUCAGUGUCUGAAUUUGGCAUCGAUAGCAGCUCUCGAUAAGUUGAGGAGUGAAGGGAGGCUUUAG